This is a messenger RNA of Wasmannia auropunctata (little fire ant), 885 nucleotides long. RefSeq lists its product as uncharacterized. NCBI's taxonomy places the organism in Eukaryota, Metazoa, Arthropoda, Insecta, Hymenoptera, Formicidae. The record is from RefSeq and is a predicted model, not a curated record. The transcript has 4 exons. The coding region runs from base 122 to 610 and encodes 162 amino acids.
UUUAUCCCUCUCUAUUUGUCUCUUUCUCCGCAAAACUCGGAACGGAUUUCACAAUAACUUUGUCCUACCAAGUAUCCCUUGGUCCUGGUCCUGCGCGUCCCUCCUCUCGACAGCGCCGAUUAUGCGCCCGCGGCUUUGGUGCGGUAUCUAUCUCAUCCUGCUCGCGACAGCGGAGCCCACGCAUGCCGGAAGACCAGUCAGGGCUUUGGCCUUCCGCAAAGGCAGCACCUUUUUCUAUCGCCUUAACUACAAGAUAAACUCGUUGCCCUACACGACGAUCUUCGCGCAAGCGGCGGGCUUCAAGGCGGCAUGGGAGCUGCCGACCACCGGUGGGCUCCGAAACGUCCGGUCUGUCCCGGACGUCCACGAGUGCGGCGAACUCGUGUACGAAAGUCACGGCUUCGACGGUCGUUCUUGCCUGCUGAAGAAUAUCUGCCAGGGAUUACAAUACGUGAGGCGGAAGGACGGCGUUAUAGGGAAGAUAUUGAAGCUACUCGCGGAGUCGUAUAUUAAUAAUGGUACUUGGCACGAGGACCCGCUGUUCUGUGAGCAUCAUACCACGAAUUGCCCGUUGCAAUUAGUCGGAUUUAAUAGUUUUACGGAGAGCUAGCACUGAAGUAUCACUGGAGAGCAAGACGCUGAGUAGUAAUAUUUGUUCAUUUGAGACAAAACACGCGUCGUAUUCGGUACAAUGUCGUUUGUUAUACGUUAAUAAAAAUAAUAACUCUUAUACGAAUUACAUUUUUGCGUGCAUUAUUCAUUAAUUAAAGAACCGAAUUUAUUAAUUAAUGGAGAUUUGUUAUAUUUCGGGAUAUGGCGAAAGAGGAUUAAUUUGUUCAAAAUGUUGAAAUGUACCGCUAAUAUGACGUCACUGCUAAUAAAUGA